GGCGGGUCUUGGUCUCGAGUCUCUCGAAGCGUAUAAGAGUCAUAUACAACUGUAGCGUAGCUUCAGAUCUGGUUAUUUCUUCCUUUUUGUCUAGUAACAGCCAUGGCUAUGGAGUUAUUAAGGAGGAGCAGUAGCAGGAUAUCGGAAUCUUCUGGAUCCGCGAUCGCCUUGAUUCUUCUGCUCUUCAUCCAUGGCGCUCACUCUUUCUAUCUCCCUGGUGUUGCUCCUCAGGAUUUCGAGAAGGGUGAUGAGCUGAAGGUGAAAGUGAAUAAAUUAACUUCAAUAAAGACUCAGCUUCCAUACUCGUAUUACUCCCUUCCUUUUAUUCGCCCUAAGAAGAUAGUGGACAGUACUGAGAAUCUUGGAGAAGUGCUUCGGGGUGACCGCAUAGAAAAUGCCCCAUAUACGUUCAAAAUGCGGGAGGCACAAAUGUGCAAUAUUCUCGGCCGAGUCACUCUUGAUGCGAAGACAGCCAAAGCGUUUAAAGAAAAGAUCGAUGAUGAGUACCGAGUCAACAUGAUCCUCGACAACCUUCCUCUGGUGGUUCCAAUUGAAAGAGUGGACCAGGGUUCUCCCUCUGUUGUUUAUCAGCUCGGUUAUCAUGUUGGUCUUAAAGGCCAGUACGAGGGGAGCAAAGAGCAGAAGUUCUUUAUGCACAAUCACUUGUCAUUUAUAGUCCGCUAUCACAGAGAUGUGCAAACUGAUGCUGCAAGAAUCGUGGGAUUUGAGGUCAAACCUUACAGUGUGAAGCAUGAGUAUGAGGGAGAAUGGAGUGAGAAGACCCGUCUCACGACCUGUGAUCCUCACACAAAACGUCUGGUUGUUAGCUCGGCUACCCCUCAAGAAGUUGAACAAAAGAAGGAGAUUAUCUUCACAUAUGAUGUCGAUUUCCAGGAAAGUGAAGUGAAGUGGGCAUCUAGAUGGGAUUCUUAUCUUCUGAUGAGUGAUAACCAAAUUCACUGGUUCUCUAUCGUCAAUUCUCAGAUCUGCUCUGCGUCUACGUUGGUACAGGGGUCCAAUGUUUAGGCAUGGUAUUUGUCACAAUGAUCUUUGCCAUGCUCGGGUUUCUCUCUCCUUCCAAUCGGGGUGGUCUGAUGACUGCAAUGCUCCUGCUCUGGGUCUUCAUGGGUCUCUUCGCUGGUUACGCCUCUUCACGCCUCUACAAAAUGUUCAAAGGAACAGAGUGGAAGAGAAUCGCCUUCAGAACAGCGUUUUUGUUCCCUGCAGUUGUCUCAGCCAUCUUCUUUGUCCUAAACGCUCUCAUCUGGGGACAGAAGUCAUCUGGGGCUGUGCCCUUUGGGACAAUGUUCGCCUUGAUCUUCCUCUGGUUUGGCAUCUCAGUUCCUCUCGUCUUUGUUGGGGGUUACAUCGGGUUCAAGAAGCCAGCGGUUGAUGACCCAGUGAAAACCAACAAAAUCCCGAGGCAAAUCCCAGAGCAAGCUUGGUACAUGAACCCGGUAUUCUCAAUCCUCAUUGGAGGAAUCCUACCGUUUGGUGCAGUGUUCAUCGAGCUCUUCUUCAUCCUUACAUCCAUCUGGCUUAACCAGUUCUACUACAUCUUCGGGUUCCUCUUCCUCGUCUUUGUAAUCCUCAUCGUUACUUGCGCCGAGAUAACCAUAGUACUCUGCUACUUCCAGCUUUGCAGUGAGGACUACCUAUGGUGGUGGAGAUCUUACUUGACAUCAGGCUCAUCAGCUCUUUAUCUCUUCCUCUACGCGACGUUCUACUUUUUCACAAAGCUUCAGAUCACCAAAAUGGUGUCGGCGAUGCUUUACUUUGGGUACAUGCUCAUCGCUUCUUACGCAUUUUUUGUGCUCACUGGAACAAUUGGUUUCUAUGCUUGUCUCUGGUUCACAAGGCUCAUCUAUUCCUCUGUUAAGAUCGAUUAGAGAGGAUUAUGAUGAUUAUCACGGCGAUUAAGGAAGAGAGAAGGAAAGCUGAUUAUAGUUUAUCUUCUUUUUCUUUUUAAAAACGGUUUUGUUGCAAUUUUAGGUUCUAUUUUGUUGCAGAACGAACAAAAAAAAAAGGAUUCUAAUAUAUAUGUAAACGUUUUUAAUAGUGUAUUUUGUUUGAUAUUA
Molecule: messenger RNA, 2078 nt
Organism: Camelina sativa (false flax)
Lineage: Eukaryota; Viridiplantae; Streptophyta; Magnoliopsida; Brassicales; Brassicaceae
Product: transmembrane 9 superfamily member 8
Biological process (GO): protein localization to membrane
Cellular component (GO): membrane
Source: RefSeq, a predicted model, not a curated record